CAUUCGCCUUGGUCCAGUCCUUUUCGGCCUCAACAGCUCGGGUCCCUGUUAUACCGCUUGUUGCACGCGAAAAGACCACCCACGCAGGGCCACACCGCCGCCCACACCUCGACAGACAGACAGACAGCCGCCGCCCACGCGCCGCGCCGCCGCCUGGAGCCACCCCUCCUCGCUCCUCUGUUUUCCUUCAAUCCCCCCCCCCCCCUCUCCGUGUCCACUUCCCCCGCGGGCCGACCGACUCACACAGCUUGCUCGACCUUUUUUCUUCCUCUGCCAAAACCGUUUACCACCCCCCACCGCCUGGCCGCGUUUUCGACUCCGCCUUUGGACAGCCUGCCUACCCAAGUACCUACACACACGUGCGUGCGCCGUCUUGGGGUGUCUGUCCCUCCUUUGCAAAAACCAACAAAACACCACGCACACACACGCACCAGAAGGGGUCGCCGCAUGACAAGACGCUCCGCGACCCGCAAUCAUGUCGAGCUCAGAGAUUAAUCAGGUGCUCGCCAACUCGCUGUCUCCGGACGCGAACCUGCGAAAUGCCGCCGAACAGCAACUCCACCAAGCCUCCGAGAGCAAUUUCCCCCUUUACCUCGCGACUCUCGUCCAAGAACUAGCCAACGAGCAAGCGGAGAGCUCUAUCCGGGCCGCCGCCGGUAUCGCCCUCAAGAACGCGUUCACAGCCAGAGAUUUCACCCGCCAUCAAGAAUUGCAAGCGAAAUGGCUGCAACAAACGGACGACGAUACCAAGAGGCGCGUCAAGGAGCUGACGCUGCAGACGCUCUCCUCGUCGAGCGCCCAAGCCGGUGCCGCCGCCGCCCAGGUCGUCUCAUCCAUCGCCGCCAUCGAACUGCCCCGCAAUCAGUGGAAUGACUUGAUGCCCUUCCUCGUCAAGAAUGUCAGCGAAGGUGCCGACCACCAGAAGCAGGCGUCUCUUACCACUAUUGGCUACAUCUGCGAGAGCCAGGACUCGGAGCUGCGUCUUGCCCUCGUGGCUCACUCCAACGCCAUCCUCACGGCUGUUGUGCAGGGUGCUCGCAAGGAAGAGACCAACCCCGAGGUCCGCCUUGCCGCCGUCACGGCUCUUGGCGACUCUCUUGAGUUUGUCGCCAACAACUUCAAGCACGAGGGCGAACGAAACUACAUUAUGCAGGUCGUCUGCGAGGCUACUCAAGCCGACGAUUCCCGCAUUCAACAGGGCGCCUUUGGCUGCCUCAACCGCAUCAUGAAUCUUUACUACGAUAAUAUGCGCUAUUACAUGGAGAAGGCUCUGUUUGGCCUCACCAUUCUUGGCAUGAAGUCGGACGACGAGGAUGUGGCCAAGCUCGCCGUCGAGUUUUGGAGCACCGUCUGUGAAGAGGAGCUCUCCAUCGAGGACGAUAACUCGCAGGUCGAGAGCGCUGAUCAAAUGCGCCCUUUCUUCAACUUUGCCCGCGUCGCCGCCAACGAAGUCAUCCCCGUUCUUCUGAUGCUGCUCACGAAGCAGGACGAGGACGCCACUGACGACGAGUACAACCUGUCCCGCGCGGCCUACCAGUGCCUGCAGCUGUAUUCCCAGGCCGUUGGCGCCAGCAUCAUCGCGCCUGUGCUCCAGUUUGUCGAGGCCAACUUGCGUCAUGAGGACUGGCACAACCGAGACGCCGCCGUCUCGGCCUUCGGCGCCAUUAUGGAGGGUCCUGACGAGAAGGUCUUGGACCCCAUCGUCAAGCAGGCUCUUCCUAUCCUGAUCUCUAUGAUGGACGAUCAGUCACUCCAGGUCAAGGACUCGACCGCCUAUGCCCUCGGCCGCGUUACCGAGGCCUGCUCUGAGGCCAUCGACCCCAACCAGCAUCUCCCUACCCUGAUCGAGUCUCUCUUCAAGGGCCUCCUGAGCAACGCAAAGAUGGCUCCCUCGUGCUGCUGGGCACUGAUGAACCUUGCUGAGCGCUUCGCUGGUGACGUCACCUCCGCGGCGAACCCCAUCACGCCUCACUUUAACCAGGCCGUCACCUCCCUACUCGACGUCACUGGCCGAACGGAGGUCGAUGCCUCCGUCCGGACGGCUGCCUACGAGGUUCUCAAUGUCUUUGUUCAGAAUGCCGCCACCGAGAGUCUUCAGGCGGUUGCCUCGCUGUCCGAGCUCAUCCUCAAGCGACUGGAGGACACUGUGCCGCUGCAAUCCCAAGUCGUCAGUGUUGAGGACAAGAUUACUCUGGAGGAGAUGCAAAACAGUCUGUGCACCGUCCUGCAGGCCAUCAUCUUGCGUCUUGACAAAGAAAUCGCCCCUCAGGGAGACCGCAUCAUGCAAAUCCUCCUGCAGAUACUCAGCACCGUGGGUGGAAAGUCGAGCGUUCCCGAGGCAGUCUUUGCCACGAUCAGCGCGCUGUCCACGUCGAUGGAAGAGGACUUCAUCAAGUACAUGGAUGCCUUCUCGCCGUUCCUGAACAACGCCCUUAGCAACCAGGAGGAACCCAGCCUCUGCUCCAUGGCUAUUGGCCUCGUGAGCGACAUCACUCGCUCCAUGGGCGAGCGCAGCCAGCCGUACUGCGACAACUUCAUGAACCACCUGCUCAACAACUUGCGGAGCCCGACGCUUUCCAACCAGUUCAAGCCUGCCAUUCUGCAGUGCUUUGGUGACAUUGCUGGCGCCAUCGCGGGUCACUUCGAGACAUACCUGUCUGUCGUGGCUCAGGUUCUGGAGCAGGCGUCCACAGUGUCCGCCGCUCCCGAGGGCCCGUAUGAGAUGUUCGACUACGUCAUCUCACUGCGAGAGGGCAUCAUGGAUGCUUGGGGUGGUAUCAUUGGUGCCAUGAAGGCCAGCGGGAAGACGCAAGUCCUCCAGCCUUAUGUUUCGACCAUUUUCAACCUCCUUAGCAGCAUUGCCAACGACAUGAACCGCAGCGAGGCCCUUAUGCGCGCAUGCAUGGGCGUCAUUGGUGACUUGGCUGAUGCCUAUCCCAAUGGGGAGCUCGUCGACGCCUUUCGCCAGGAUUGGCUCACUGCCAUGAUCAAGGAGACCAAGACGAACCGCGAGUUCCAGUCUCGGACGAUUGAGACGGCCCGAUGGGCUCGUGAGCAGGUUAAGCGCCAGGUCGGCGGCGCACAGGCCGUCAUGGCUCAGACCUGACCCUGAUCACGACUCACUCGCAAAGUCAUGAGCUCCGAUAGCCACGUCCAGCCUGCAGCCCGUCCUCCGGUUCCCUAUGGCGAUCCUUACUGAACGCCAAAUACCCCCUCGCACGACACCGCACCAACAACGAUCCUCACGACGCUUCCACGUGUAUAUAGCCCCCCCACGACACUACAGUAAAUCCAAAUACCCCCUCCACCCAUGAGCAUUACAUUCGCCCCCCUGCGUAACGUGUGUUUCUCCCCCUCCCCACACAUCCACCCCCUCAUUGCACCCAUUUUCCUCUUUCGAGUCUACACGGUGGAAUAGAGAAGUCAUGUAAUGCCCCGCGCCCGAAUUUCCAAGAAAGAAGCGGUGGCGACACAAAAGUCAUGUAGAGAGGAUUGGGAGUACAGGCAUUUUACCCGCGUUGCUUGCCUUUUCGUUACUUGGUCUUUCGUGUCUAUCUUGGAUGCCCUUCAAGUGAACGGGCUAUGAUUUUUCAAGACAGGCGCGCGGCGGGUUUCAAGGUUGUUGGGCUGGCUUUUUCAAACAGAAGUGGCUGAGACCUCACAAGGAGCGUGUCGGGGAACCGGGAUACAAGGACGCCGGCGAGAAGAUUGAUGCAUAGGGUGAACUCCCGUCCACGCAUUAGUCUCGAGAUGUUAUACGUAGAGUAUCGACGAAUACAGUUGAGGCUCUUACCCAGCGUGCUUUGUGCCUUGUUGUUGAAUGUCUGUCUUUG
Molecule: messenger RNA, 3833 nt
Organism: Purpureocillium takamizusanense
Lineage: Eukaryota; Fungi; Ascomycota; Sordariomycetes; Hypocreales; Ophiocordycipitaceae
Gene: kap95
Product: karyopherin Kap95
Exons: 6
Coding region: 476-3106 (876 amino acids)
Biological process (GO): protein import into nucleus
Cellular component (GO): nucleus; cytoplasm
Molecular function (GO): small GTPase binding; nuclear import signal receptor activity
Source: RefSeq, a predicted model, not a curated record